UAGUCAUGCUAUCCCUGUUUGGGUGGAGAGAUCCCAAGCUUGCUCUGAAAUCUAAAAUUGUCUUGUCCUUUGAUCCUCGGACUCGCUCCUUCAUAGCGGGCUUGUGUCCUUUGGAUCUACGAAGCUGGUCGUCGUAUCGUGGCAUCCCACUUCUCAAAUUCUAUCAAGUCUUGAAAUCUUCUUGCAAUUUUCAAAGGCCGGACCAGAGAAAACGGUCGCAGCUCUUUCAUAACUUCACUACUAGUGGUGCUCUUUUGCAUCUUUAUCCCGACUUAGUGCGUUCUCAGACGUGUGGAGGUUUUUAUGUCAGGCUGGAUCGAUUUGGGACAUAAACUACUUUUCUUUGUAUUGUAUUGUAAUACAAGAGGAACUUCGGCAAAGAGAGCCUGUCCGCUCCGUGAAGCUCCGCGUCAGCCUGCCUGUCAAAGCAAGGCACUUCUUCAUCUACUUCAUUGACCUGUAGUCAUCUACGGGAGGGAUCCUACAAACCACAUGAAAAAGCUGAGAAAUAUAUCAUCAAAAAUUUUUUUCUCACGAUAAAAAAGAGUAAUAUUGCAGAUGAGAUUGAGAAGAUCAUGUUUCCUUUAUGGGUCUGUGCUCGUCGUCGUCCGUAGCCGCCCGUAGUCACUGUGUCAAGCGCAG
This is a messenger RNA of Amoebophrya sp. A25, 642 nucleotides long. The record is from the annotation of a GenBank genome assembly. Lineage: Eukaryota; Dinophyceae; Syndiniales; Amoebophryaceae.